CUCACAAUCUUCAUUGAGCUACAGUACUAAAAUGAUUGAAAUCUUAGUAAAGAUUCUUGUGUGUUUCAUUUGCGGCAGCUCCCUGCUCAUUUAUUUGGCGUUACGGAAGCAAUAUUCAUAUUUUAAGGAGCACGGUAUACCACAUGACAAACCAGCGUUUUUUUUCGGUAAUCUUCGAGAAUUUAAUCGCACAAAAUCAUUGUACGAUAUUUUUCGAGAAUUUUAUACGAAAUACAAAGGAACUGCACGAUUCGUUGGAUUUUAUUUAUUUAUACGAAAAGCAGUCGUAUUAUUCGAUCUCGACUUAAUGCACAAUAUAUGCAUUAAGGAUUUUGCAUAUUUUACAGAUCGAGGAAUGUAUUAUAAUAAAAAAGAUGAUCCAAUUUCUGCUCACAUGCUGCUUUUAGAUGGAGAGCACUGGAAAAAUUUGCGAACAAAAUUUACUCCAACUUUCACAUCAGGAAAAAUGAAAAGUAUGUUUACCACUGUCGUCGAUGUAGCUGAUCAAUUAAUCAAUGUUUUGGAAGAUGAACGAAAGUCUGCAGAUAUGAAUGUAGGAAUUGAUUUUGCAGAUCUUAUGUCACGCUAUACAACAGAUGUUAUUGGAAGUGUUGCUUUCGGUUUAGAGUGCAAUAGAUUAAAGGAUCCCACCAGUAAAAUAAGUAAAACUUGUCAAAAGAUUGGUUAUUUUAAACACAGUAUGCCUGUUGUUUCGCUUAUGAACACUUUUCCAAAUUUGGCUCGAAAACUGGGAAUGAAAUUAUUUCCAAAUGAAAUUUCAGACUUUUUCUUUCAAAUUGUUCGUGACACUGUUGACUAUCGUGAACGAACAGGAAUGAAACGAAAAGAUUUUCUUAAUAUUUUAAUGGAGUUAAGAAAAUCAGAAACUUCAGAUCCUUUAACAAUGGAAGAAAUGACAGCACAAACGUUUUUAUUCUUUGUAGCAGGUUCUGAAACAAGUUCAAGUGUAAUGGGUUUUUCUUUAUACCAAUUGGCCUUAAAUCCAGAUAUACAAGAGAAGGCUCGGACGGAAAUGAAUGAAGUUAUGGCUCACCAUGAUGGCAAACUUACUUAUGAAGCAGUUCAAGACAUGAAAUAUUUACUCCAAGUUAUGUAUGAAACUGUUCGUAUGUACACAGUAACUCCUUUUCUUUUACGCCAAGCCGUCAGUGACUACAAAGUGCCAAAUUCAAAUCACGUUAUACAAAAGGGCACUAUAGUGAUUAUGCCAAUGGAUGCUUUACACUAUGAUCCAGAUAUAUAUCCAGAUCCUCAACGUUUUGAUCCUGAACGAUUCUCAACAAAAGAAACUGAAAAACGUCAUCCAAUGACAUUUCUGGGUUUUGGUAAAGGACCACGAGUUUGUAUUGGUUACAGAUUUGCCCAUAUGCAAAUUAUAAUUGGUUUAUAUUUGAUGCUUAAGAACUAUCGGUUUUCUACGACAAAGGAAACACAGAUACCUAUGAAAUAUAAAUUGAAAAAACAGUUUCGUGACGCUGAAAAGGGAGUUUAUUUGAAAAUAGAAAAAUUGUGAAUGAUAUGUAAAAUUUUAAUAUCUGUUUGUAAGAAAUUAUUAGUCAAUUUAUAUAAAACGGACAGGUUAAAUAAUUUUCGUGCAAAUCGCAAUAAAUAUUAAAAGAAUAAUUAAUCAAAAAUAUUGACAAAUAUUACUAUCUGACCAGAUUAAUAUAGUCAUGUUUGAAGC
Messenger RNA from Teleopsis dalmanni, 1705 nucleotides. Its product is annotated as probable cytochrome P450 6a13. Lineage: Eukaryota; Metazoa; Arthropoda; Insecta; Diptera; Diopsidae. Gene Ontology annotation, molecular function: heme binding; iron ion binding; monooxygenase activity. The record is from RefSeq and is a predicted model, not a curated record. Bases 32 to 1534 code for a protein of 500 amino acids. The transcript has 2 exons.